This is a messenger RNA of Nerophis lumbriciformis (worm pipefish), 1582 nucleotides long. RefSeq names its product taxilin beta b (gene txlnbb). The record is from RefSeq and is a predicted model, not a curated record. Gene Ontology annotation, molecular function: syntaxin binding. NCBI's taxonomy places the organism in Eukaryota, Metazoa, Chordata, Actinopteri, Syngnathiformes, Syngnathidae.
CGUGUCCCAGACCAUCCACACUCUUCUCUUUCCCCCUCUGGCCUGUGGUCCUGAAGGUGAAAACUUCAGAAGAUGGAGGCGUGUCCAGAGAGCAGCACCCAGCCCGGAGGUCCCAACGUGGACCUGACGGAGGACCUGGCCAAGCAGCUGGAGGACAUCAUCAGCACCUACCAGGCCGACGGCGUCCCCGAAGGGCCCGACGACCCGGACCGGGCGCAACCCGGCAAGGACGGCCGGCGGGACCAGAAACUGGAGAAGAAGAUGCUGAAAAACCUGGGGAAGGACGCCACGCUGCUCAUGCAGAGCCUCAACAAACUGGACACGCCCGAGAAGAAGCUGGAAGCGUCCAUCAAGAAACACGCCGAGCUGCUGGAGGAGCACAGGAGUGACCAGAAGCAGCUGAAGGUCCUGCAGAAGAAGCUGCUGCAGACCAUGAAGGAGAAGGACCAGCUCCAGAGCGAGCACAGCCGGGCCGUGUUGGCUCGCAGCAAACUGGAGGGACUGUGUCGAGAACUGCAGAGGCACAACAAGACCUUGAAGGAGGAGACGCUGCAGAGGUGCCGCGAGGACGACCUGAAGAGGAAGGAGAUCACCACGCACUUCCAGGGCACGCUGGGAGACAUCCAGGCUCAGAUCGAGGAGCACAGCAGCAGGAACACCAAACUGUGCGAGGAGAACAGCGCCCUGGCCGACAAGCUGAAGGGGCUCAUUACUCAGUACGACCAGCGGGAGGCGAACCUGGAGAAGGUGUUCAAGCACCGAGACCUGAAGGAGAAGCUGCUGGACACCAAACUGACGCAGGCCAACCUGCUGCUGAAGGAGGCGCAGGAGAAGCACAAGCUGGAGAAGGAGCUGCUGCUGCAACACGCCGCCCAGUGGAAGUCCCAAGUGAAGCUGCUGAAGGAGCAAGAAGCCGACAUGAAGGCGCAGCUGCACUUGUACUCCCAGAAGCUGGAUGAGUUCCAGGGCAGCGUGUCCAAGAGCAACAGCAUCUACAGCAGCUUCAAGCAGGACAUGGACAAAAUGGCCAAGAAGAUGAGGAAGCUGGAGAAGGAGAGUCAGUCGUGGAAGAGUCGCUUUGACGGCUGCAACAAGAGCCUGCUGGACAUGGCGGCCGACAAAGCGGUGAGGGACAAGGAGCUGGAGCUGCUCACCACCAAGAACCAGAAGCUGGAGAGUCUUUGCAGAGCUUUGCAAGGCGAGAGGAAGAGCCUGAGUGAGAAGGUCCAAGCAGCUGAAGUCCAAGCAGGCGAAGCCGAGGCCACAACGAAGGAUGCCUCCAAGGAGGACCACCAUCAGGAGCCAGAGACCACCACCUUGGCGACGCCUCUGAGCCAGGAACUGGCGAAGCUGAAAACUGAACAGGCUCUGCUGAAGGAGCUGGCCGGCUCCUUCAUGGUCUCCCACGUGGUGACCACAGACCAGCAGUCUCCAGGACCUUCCGACGGCACCCAGGACCACGUGGAGAACCGCACAGAGAUCAGCGACAGCGAACCUCUCCAGAACAAUGGACCUCAAGAAGAACUGGAGUCUGUUGAUUGAAAACAAAGCUUUUUUUACGUGUUAAUAAACGCUUCCUGUC